This is a messenger RNA of Drosophila montana, 1474 nucleotides long. RefSeq names its product Gustatory receptor 8a (gene Gr8a). Gene Ontology annotation, biological process: chemosensory behavior; male courtship behavior; sensory perception of taste. NCBI's taxonomy places the organism in Eukaryota, Metazoa, Arthropoda, Insecta, Diptera, Drosophilidae. The transcript is spliced from 3 exons. Gene Ontology annotation, cellular component: dendrite; neuronal cell body; membrane. The record is from RefSeq and is a predicted model, not a curated record.
ACCCAUACCCAUAAAUAAGCAAUGUUGCAAUGGCAUUAAUUUUAGUGGAAUCGACGCCCAUCAUCAAAGUGCAGUGAAGCAUGGGGUCAUUUUGUCCUUGUGCGCCACGUUCCGUUGCAGAUGGGCAACUGCGAUAGGAUCGUCGAUGGGGACUGAAUUCUGAUGGCGGAUUGAGGUCAAACGACGAUGGGCUACCAUAUUGACAGGGUGCUGCAGUUUCACCUGCGCUUUUAUCAGCUGCUUGGACUGCACGGGCUGCCGCUGCCCGGCGACGUGCAUCCGAGCCGGAAGGCGAAGCUAUUGCAACUCUGGGCCGGCUGCCUGCUGACAGGAUUUAGUACAAUUGUAUUCGUGUGCGUGACGAGCGACGAUGCCUAUCUUUACAAUGGCGACGCCUUUAGCUGCUUCAACGACGGCAUGAAGUACGGAUUUGCCGAAAUGGCCGUAAUGAGUAUCUACGGGGAGUCACUGCCCUGACAUCGGGUCCAUCUGGCGCGCUUCUGGCAACUGUAUGGAUCGCGAACGCCGCCAGCUGGCACGCUGCGGCAGCAGCUGGUGCAGCAUCGGCGCUACCUCAUCUUGUUGUACGGCCCACUAUUGUUGGAGCUGGUGCUGCUGAGCCUGUUCGUUGCCGCACAGGAUAUCUCCCAUCACAUUCUGCUCUUUUGGAGCACCUUUCAGCCGUUUGUGUUUGUGGUGCAUCUGCGCAACACGCAGUUUUUGCUGCACCUGGAGCUGAUGCGCCAACAGCUGGUGCAAUUGGAAUGCGAGCUGGGGCUGCUAGUCGAGUACUCGACCUUUGCCAGCGGUGCAGCCAGCUUCACUGGAUUCGAAGACUACCUAAGGCGGCGAAUGCGCGAGAAGCAGCUAAUGUACGAGCGCAUCUACGAGCUGUGCGUCAGCUUUAGCAGGGCCUUCAGCUAUUCCGUGCUCGCCGUGCUGCUCAUGAUCUAUAUACGCAUCACAGUUGAUUGUUAUUUCUUGUACUACACCAUCUACAUGAACAUCGACAAUAUUGACUAUUAUAUGCUGGUGCCCGCUGUCAUGCAGAUACCCGCCUUCGUCUACGCCUCACAGAGCUGCAUGCAAAUGGUGCCCCGGAUCGCCUACCAGCUCCACAAUAUUCUGACCACCUCCUCGGCACUUUCCCUUCAGGUGCGCAACUAGUGCAAGUAUUGGAGAUCGCAUCUCAAUUGUCAUUUGCUCUUACAGAUCCAAAACUUUUCGCUACAAAUUCUACACGAACCUGUGCGCAUUGAUUGUCUGGGCAUAAUUGUUUUGGACUGUCAUCUGCUAACACGGAUUGCGUGCGCCGUUUGCACUUAUAUGAUCUUUACCGUACAACUGAUGCCCAAGUUGAGUGGAUCCUAUAUAUAGUCAGGCGAUUAAAGAAUAGGAGUAGAGCAAGAGUGGCAUUGUCCAAUGUAUGUUAUAUUAAAGCUUUAUGUAUGUAUAGUAUAUUCAAUAAAAUUAU